CCCACCUCUAUUAAAACCCUUCUCAUUCUCUUUACAUCUCCCAAACACUCACAUGAUGGGAAAACAAGAACAUGAAACCUUUGUACAAGAAGAAGAAGAAUACAUCUUUCAAAGCCAAUUCCCGGCGGUCCCAGUGCCUGACAACCUAACGUUGCCGGAAUUCGUCCUCCAAGAAGCUGAGCUGUUCGCCGACAAGGUGGCGCUCGUCGAAGCCAUCACCGGAAAGGAGUACACGUACAAGCAAGUGCACCAUGACACUCAAAGGUUCGCUAAGGCGUUAAGGUCACUGGGCCUAAGGAAGGGAUGUGUGGUUGUGGUGGCCCUUCCAAAUGUGGUCGAGUAUGCGGUCAUCGCCCUUGGGAUAAUGUCGGCCGGAGGAGUGUUUUCGGGGGCCAAUCCACAGGGACAUGCGACCGAGAUACAGAAGCAAGUCGAAGAUGCCGACGCUAAGCUAAUCGUCACCAACGGUUCGAGCUACGACAAGGUAAAGGGGCUGAAUCUUCCAAUCAUAGUGUUGGGCGAUGAUCGUGUCGCAGGAGCAAUUUAUUGGGAUGAUCUGUUGGCCGCAGCCGAACGUGCAGGCCCAGACAUGGUCGAUGAUGCGGUAAACCAAAACGACUUGUGUGCGCUACCCUACUCAUCAGGCACAACCGGGACAUCCAAGGGCGUGAUGCUGACCCACCGAAACUUGGUGGCUAACCUGUGCUCUUCCCUCUUCAGCGUGGGCCCUCAUAUGGUGGGCCAAUUCACUACACUUGGCCUCAUGCCAUUUUUUCACAUCUAUGGAAUCACUGGGAUUUGUUGUGCCACUCUCAGGAACAAAGGGAAAGUAGUUGUUAUGGAAAGGUUUGAAUUGAGGACCUUUCUCAGUGCAUUGAUCACACAUGAGGUGAAUUUCGCACCAAUCGUGCCGCCGAUCAUGCUGGCCUUGGUCAAGAAUCCAAUCGUCGAGGAAUUCGAUCUUCAGCUGCUCAAACUCAAGGCAGUCAUGACGGCUGCUGCUCCGCUGGCACCCGAUCUACUAAGGGCUUUUGAGGAGAAGUUCCCUGGGGUCCAGGUCCAGGAGGCAUAUGGGCUGACAGAACACAGCUGCAUAACACUAAGUCAUGGAGACCCAAAGCAAGGGCGUGGCUCAGCAAAGAAAAACUCGGUUGGAUUCAUUCUCCCAAACUUGGAAAUUAAGUUCAUCCAUCCAGACACGGGCCGAUCUCUUCCUAGGAACUCACCUGGUGAACUCUGUGUCCGAAGCCAGUGCGUCAUGCUCGGUUACUACAAAAAUAAAGAAGAAACAGAACGGACCAUUGACUCCAAGGGCUGGCUCCACACCGGAGAUAUUGGGUACAUAGACGAUGAUGGGGACAUUUUUAUUGUGGACCGUAUCAAGGAGCUAAUCAAGUACAAAGGUUUCCAGGUGGCGCCUGCAGAGCUGGAGGCCACCCUACUCUCUCAUCCUUCCAUCGAAGAUGCAGCUGUCUUUCCAAUGCCCGAUGAAGAAGCCGGGGAAAUCCCAGCCGCUUGCGUGGUGAUGAGCCGAAAUGCAACGGAGAGCGAGGAAGACAUGAUGAAGUAUGUGGCAUCCAAUGUAGCUACAUACAAGAGGGUGAGAGUGGUGCACUUUGUAGACAAAAUCCCAAAGUCACCUUCAGGAAAGAUUAUGAGAAGGCUGCUUAGGGAGAAUAUGAUGAAAAGGUUGGGCACCACCUCUCACAAGGUUGCCCAUAUUGGCUGAGGUUUUUGGUUAUCUUUAGAAAUGGAUUCUUGACCUUCAAACCUUUAUAAAUCUAUCUUUGAUGUUUCUCAGCUUAUAUCAUAAUCUAAUGGUGUUAGCCUUUCCCCACCUGAAUUAUUGGAAACAUGAUAUUUCCUUUCUUUCCUUCUCUUUUCCUACAAAGUCACUGGAUACCAACACAGGUCAGGGUCUUGCCUUUUUUAACACGGUUAAGUCCCGGAUCGGGGUCAGUGUCAGGUCCG
This is a messenger RNA of Magnolia sinica, 1971 nucleotides long. RefSeq names its product 4-coumarate--CoA ligase-like 1. Lineage: Eukaryota; Viridiplantae; Streptophyta; Magnoliopsida; Magnoliales; Magnoliaceae. The record is from RefSeq and is a predicted model, not a curated record. Gene Ontology annotation, molecular function: long-chain fatty acid-CoA ligase activity. The transcript has 6 exons. Gene Ontology annotation, biological process: fatty-acyl-CoA biosynthetic process. Bases 53 to 1729 code for a protein of 558 amino acids.